This is a messenger RNA of Setaria italica (foxtail millet), 1332 nucleotides long. Its product is annotated as zinc finger protein GIS3. Gene Ontology annotation, biological process: trichome differentiation; cytokinin-activated signaling pathway; gibberellic acid mediated signaling pathway. Gene Ontology annotation, cellular component: nucleus. The record is from RefSeq and is a predicted model, not a curated record. The coding region runs from base 158 to 973 and encodes 271 amino acids. The transcript has a single exon. Gene Ontology annotation, molecular function: transcription cis-regulatory region binding; DNA-binding transcription factor activity. Lineage: Eukaryota; Viridiplantae; Streptophyta; Magnoliopsida; Poales; Poaceae.
ACUCGGCUUCUCCGGGCUCCAGGUCUUAUAUAUACUGCCCCUUCUCACCUGACACAGCUCCCUCCAACCCAUGCACCUCCAGCUUUGACAGCCACUUCCACUUACCUCCUCUCACCAUCUUUCCCUCUCCUGCAGCAGCAGGGAGUAGUAAGCAGUUAUGAACAUGACUAGCCCCAGGCUAAAGCUCUUCGGCUUCCACGUCUCCGAGGAGGAGCACGAGCUGGGGGCGCCGGAGACGGAGGCCGAGGCCGAGCAGGAGGAGGCGCCGGCGUGCGGCAACGGUGGCGGCGGCGGCGGAGGAGGGUCGGACUCCUCCUCGUCGUCAACCACCACCACGACCACGGCCACGGCGGCCGGCGGCGACGGGCGGAGGUACGAGUGCCAGUACUGCUGCCGCGAGUUCGCCAACUCGCAGGCGCUGGGCGGCCACCAGAACGCGCACAAGAAGGAGCGGCAGCAGCUCAAGCGCGCGCAGCUGCAGGCGGCCGCGGCCGCCGCGGGGCGCGUCGCGGGCGGGGCCGCCGCGCUCUACCCGCGCGCCAACCCGAUGGUGUCCGCCUUCGCGCCGCCGCCGCACCUCCUCGGCGGGGGCGGCGGCGACGCGGCGCCCACGAGCUGGGUCUACUUCUCCCCGCGCGCCGCCGCCGUAGCCGGCGGGCCGCAGGGCCAGCAGUUCCACGUCUCCCACGGCUGCGUGUUCCCGUCCCGCGGUGCCCCGGCCGCGGCCGUGACCGCCUCGCCGGCCGUGUUCUCCUACACCCCGGCGCCCUCCGCCGCCGCCGCCGCCUCGGCACCCUACGUGGCCGACGACCACAGCGGGCGGAGGGUCCACCACGCGAGCCCGGUGGCUGCCCUGGCGAGAUACCCCGGCAUGGCGGGCCCCGGGAUGGUGGUGGCGGAGCCCGUCGUCGCCGGGCCGGAGGACGCCCUGGGGCUGGACCUCCAGCUCAGCCUCGCGCCCGCCGGCUUGUGACUUGGCUGCCUCCUCUCGCCUACAUCGUCGUCGAGAUCACCGCACGCGCGCGAGCUGCCUUGGUAAAAAAGAAUUAAUCACCUACUAGUACUACUACUACUACUACUAAAAUUUGUACUGAGAUGAUCGUCCCUGGCUAGGUAAUUAGCACUAGUAAUUAUGUUUAGUUGCUGCGAUUUGGAGAUUGAUCGAUCGAGCUAGCUGCAUGCAUGUAAGCCACCUGUAAGGCUCCGGUUCUUGAUAUGCAUGAUGAUGAUCUGAUGAACGAUGGCCAUGCCGGGCAGGCCCCUGUAAAUUUUUGGUUGAUCCAUCAAAUCUGAUCUGCCAUUUCUUCGGCACAAGUGCCACCAAUUUUUCCA